Molecule: messenger RNA, 2816 nt
Organism: Andrographis paniculata
Lineage: Eukaryota; Viridiplantae; Streptophyta; Magnoliopsida; Lamiales; Acanthaceae
Product: putative late blight resistance protein homolog R1A-10
Exons: 1
Coding region: 82-2649 (855 amino acids)
Biological process (GO): defense response to other organism
Molecular function (GO): ADP binding
Source: RefSeq, a predicted model, not a curated record
GAAUUUGGUAUUGGUAGACGUGUACAGAAGAUCGAGUCCUAGGAAGGACAAUCGUAGUCUCAUAGAUAGAGUCAGUCCAUAAUGGCAGCUUAUGCAGCACUUACCUCUCUUGUUACCACAAUCACCAUUGACCAAAACCCUAAUUUCUUCCCUCCUUCCGCAACAAAACUCCUCGAAUCGCUCCGCCAAACCGCUCUUUUCCUGCAACAAUUCCUCGAGGGAGACUGCAACAAUGGCGCCACACAUUUGGAGGCUCGAAUUGCAGAUGCAGCACACGCAGCAGAAGACGCCAUCGAAUCAAACAUCGCAGAUCAAAUUCUUUCCGGAUCCACAGUUCAAAAUCAGAACGGAUCUGACCUCCUCUGUCCAGAUCUGCAGAAAGCAAUCGAAGCCAUGGAUUCCAUCAAAUUCGAGGCUAUUCAGAUUAAAAACGAAGAAGCCAAUGUAAGUCAUCUCCAAGUUCCUAAAACACCAAUUCCUUCUGCAUCUCGUCCAAUUGAGAAAACUAAUCGAAUGGUAGCGUUUGAGGAUGAAAAGCUGCAGAUCAUGGCAGAACUUGCAAGCUCAAAUCCUUCCCGCCAGGUAAUCUCCAUUGUUGGAAUGGGUGGGAUAGGUAAAACCACCCUUGCUAGAAAUGUUUAUGAUGAUAAGCUCAUUGUCGAAUAUUUUCAUGUUUCUGCUUGGGUUACAGUAUCUCAAGGUUACGAUUUAGGAGAAAUUCUAACCGAAGUUCUUUCGAGCCUAACUAACCAAGAAAGAAAUAAAAACGUAGCUACUGAUUACAACUAUUUAGGCGAAAAAGUGCACAAGAGUUUGUCAGGAAAGCGAUAUUUGAUUGUGCUCGAUGAUAUUUGGAGUCUCGAAUGUUGGUAUAGCUUAAGAAGGUUCUUUCCGGACAAUGACAAUGGAAGUCGGAUUUUGGUAACUACUAGGAUGUCAAAUUUAGCAAAUGAGAUAUGCUCUUUUAACCUGGUAAUGAAAUUCCUCGACGAGAAUGUGAGUUGGGAUUUGUUUUGCAAAGAAGUGUUCUUACAAGAAAGUUGUCCUCUCGAAUUCAAAGAGAUUGGGAUGAAAAUUGCACGAAAUUGCAAAGGCCUUCCUCUUGCACUUGUCGUGAUUGGAGGGCUUCUUAAGAAAUCGACGAUGGGAUUGGAGCAAUGGGAGCGAGUUGCACGGGAUGUCGGCGCAGCUAUAUCUUCGGAUCCUGACGAUCCUUCAAUGGAAAUAUUAUCUUCGAGUUAUGCUUACUUGCCGGUUCAUUUAAAGCCUUGUUUCCUUUAUAUGGGAAUGUUUCGAGAAGAUCAAGAAAUAAGUGUAUCCGAGCUUUCCAAGCUAUGGAUUUCCGAGGGAUUUUUAAAACCCGUAAUAGGUAAAAGUUUCGAAGAAAUUGCUCGAGAUUCCAUUAAAGAACUCGUUGAAAGAAAUCUUAUUUUGGUUGAUAAAAUUGGAUCGAGUGGAAGAAUCAAAUCGUGCAAAAUGCAUGACCUCAUGAGGGAUCUAAGCUUAAGGGAAGCCUUGAAAGAGAAGUUUUUAUUUAUGGUUCGGGGACAAAACCGCGACAUUUCCCAUGUCGCGAAUGCCCAACGACGUAUCGUUUUUUAUCAAAGUUCUUUAACAAAGGACGAGUGUCACAAGAUCUUUGAUUCCUUGCUAUCGUCGUCGCCGCGCGCCCGUACUUUGAUAUGCCAUGAUGUCAUCACAUUGCCUGCUAUUGUGCCUAUAUUGCUAAGGGUGUUGAAAGUGGUUCGUCGUUAUCCGUACGGCGAAUUUAUCCCAGGAUUCGCUUUUCAGUCGGUUAAUCUACGCUACCUUGACGUUUCGGAUGAUUAUUGGGAUCGUAUGUCUGAUUUUCUUGACAAAAUUAGAAACAUACAAUCGAUCGAAGUGCACGGGCCGCGGGGACCAACACUUGCGCCGUGUCAUUUAUGGGACAGAAGACAACUUAGGCAUGUAAAGUUCGAUAGAGUCGUUCUUCCUAAUGUUUGGCCCCGUAAGAAUCGAAUUGUAUUGGAAAAUCUUCGAACGCUGGCGGAUAUUAUAAAUUUCGGUUGCGGUGAAGAGAUUCUCGCGAAAAUUUCGAAUAUCACGAAGCUGAGCAUUAGCUACAACAGCGAUUCCGAUCAGUUUCCUUACCAUCUUCGAAAUCUUGUUGGUUUCAAGAAACUUGAGUCGAUUUGUUGCUUUGGGUUGAAUCGAGACGUGUUCAUACAGAAUUUUGCGUUCCCGCGAUCGCUGAAGAAGUUGAAAUUAUUCGGAUGUCGAUUGCUUUGGGAAGAUAUGACGAUGAUCGGAUCUUUGCCCCGUCUUGAGGUGCUGAAACUAAUUUCAUCUUUCGAAGGACCCGAAUGGAAUCCCGUCGAGGGGGAAUUUUCGUGUCUGAAAUUCUUGCUCGUUCGAUCCUGCCACGAUCUUUUACGCUGGAAUGCGGAUCGUUGUCAUUUUCCGCGGCUUGAAAGUCUUGUUCUUGAGAGUUUACCGAACCUAGAGGAGGUACCGUUAGAUAUUGGAGAAAUACCGACGCUUCGCUCGAUUAGAUUGAAAUAUUGCAGCGAGUCAGUUGUUGUGUCCGUUAAGAAUAUAGUCGAGGAACAAGAAAGCUUCGGGAAUGUAUUCCUCGAGGUCAAGAUCUUGGAUUCCCUUUUCGGGUGAGUCGACGAGCGAAAACAUCGGCUAAAUCGCGGUGUGGAAAUCUUGCAUUUUUCUGGGUGUGACUUUGGCUGCAAUGCUCUUUUGUAACAAUACGGCUAUGCAGAUUGUUGGUGGACUUCUGUUUGUUUGUAAAUAAAUAAAUAAAUAAAUGAUAUAUAUCCCUAUCA